Messenger RNA from Naegleria fowleri, 1272 nucleotides. RefSeq lists its product as uncharacterized. The record is from RefSeq and is a predicted model, not a curated record. NCBI's taxonomy places the organism in Eukaryota, Heterolobosea, Eutetramitea, Acrasida, Naegleriidae. The coding region runs from base 1 to 1272 and encodes 423 amino acids. The transcript is spliced from 2 exons.
AUGAAACCACUCUUCUUGUACAUUUCAUUGGGACUAUUUGCUGGAUUUGAAUUGCUGCAAAUCACUUGCCAUGCCCUUCUAUUGGCAGUUGCUGCAAUUUUUAGAGAAUUUGCAGUCUCAACUGAUUCUCACUUGUUAAUGACUCGAUCGGUCAUGUUUCUGACAUUAGGAACAUUCUUGAUGGCUCUGAUUGCUUUGAAACUGAUCGUGUGGUUGAUGGGAGGAAGAUACAUGUAUCAAAAGUAUCGAGAAUUUACGAAAAUCAAAGCCAUGACCAAUGACAGUUCAUGUACUCAAGAAGAAACACAAAGUAUUAAUCAUCAUGGACGAAGAGAGAAUCUACUCACUACAGAGAUUGCCACAACCACUGUCACAACAACAACCACCAUUGAAGAGCCCCAAUCUAUCAAUGACGAUGAAAUUAACAUUUACAAUUCCAACAACAGUGCCUUCAGAUUCUUGUGGAAUUUCCGUAAAACAAGCGCUCGUUUUCUAAAUUUAUUCAUCUUUGCAGUAGUGACUCUCUCACUCACAUCCUUGAUUCUAUGUAUCACACUUUCUUUUUUAUUCCUCAUGUACUACUCGAGUGUCGAUUUGGUCUACUUUUCCUGUACUACAGCCAUUCUCAUUUCCUUAUUGAGCUUGCCUUUGAAUGGUGUUUUAUUCUUCCAUUCGUGUUACAAUGAAUCCUUUGCUCCAGUGGAUUCCAUAUUCUCUCUCAGAGGAUCCUCUUCAUCCUCAUCUUCUUCAUUAUCUUCUUCCUCCAGUCAUAAUCAUUCCCAACCAAAUGUGGAAACUCGAACAACCUCUAAAAAAGGAAAUUUACAUCAAGAAGAACAACAAGCACAGGCUGAACAAUCGAAAAGAGCCUUCCUUCAACGAAAGAAUGGAGCUUUGACGAGUCGAUUGGAUCCUAUUGAGAAGGAGAGCAGCAAUCAUAACACGAUCCACACUGAGGAAGAAGAAGAAAUUAUUCACAUGAGAAGACCUUUAUUGAAUUCAACAAACUCGAAUCUGUUGAAUAAUAACAAUUCUAUCAUCAACAACCGCAAGAACUCGAAUAAGAAGGGACAAAGUAGGAAUAAGAAUUCUUCCUCAAAACCCAUUGCCAUUCAACAGGAUGAUGCACAUUCCAACUCUCAUAAGAUUCGUUCUUCGCUCGGAGGAGUGAUCGGAGAAGAUUUGAUUUCGGAGGGAGGAACUUCCACGACGACGAAUACAGCUCCGGGAACGAGUGGUUCAUUGUUGAUGGGCGAAAAGUCUCAAUUCUAA